UUUAACUUUCGCUGGCGUUUUCGCAUGGCCUGGUCACUAGUGUCGUUUUUGUAAGUUGCUGGGGAGGGUUAAAACUCGCGCGCAGAGCUAUAAUUUUAUUCCUGGAAAAUCGUCGUUGGCGCUGACCGCGUCACACAGCAACGUUAACGUACGCAACCGAAAGUAUUAGCCCUUUGUAGCCGGACAACUGUCAAACGGAUUUGCCUGACACAGGAGCAGAAAUAUUAGCAGCCAACGGAAAGCAAUUAUACGAAAUAAAAAUGUUCUCACGACCCAGCUUAUGUGGAACGGUGGGCAAAUUGUGCCGAUGCGGCACAUCAGCAACAGGAAAGACUGCGGUGGCAGCAGCAACAGUUCCCACAGCUCGACACUAUCAUGAGGUGGUGGGCGAUAUCAUCUGCCCGUCUCAGGUGCGCGGCAUAGAUCACAUCCGUGAUCCACGACUCAACAAGGGCCUGGCCUUCACCCUGGAGGAGCGCCAGACUCUGGGCAUCCAUGGACUGCAGCCAGCGCGUUUCAAGACGCAAGAGGAGCAGCUGCAGCUCUGCAAGAUCGCCGUGAACCGCUACACGGAGCCGCUGAACAAGUACCUCUACUUGAGCGAUCUGUACGAUCGCAACGAGCGUCUGUUCUUCCGCUUCCUGUCGGAGAACAUCGAGGAUCUGAUGCCCAUUGUGUACACGCCCACAGUGGGCUUGGCGUGCCAGCGAUUUGGCCUGAUCUACAGACGUCCUCAUGGUCUGUUCAUCACGUACAACGAUCGCGGACACAUCUUUGAUGUGAUGAAGAAUUGGCCGGAGCCGAAUGUGCGUGCCAUCUGUGUGACGGAUGGUGAGCGCAUCCUGGGACUGGGAGAUUUGGGCGCCUGCGGCAUGGGCAUUCCCGUGGGCAAGCUGGCCUUGUACACGGCUCUGGCCGGAAUCAAGCCCCAUCAGUGCCUGCCAAUUGUGGUGGAUGUGGGCACCAACAACAUCGAUCUGCUGGAGGAUCCCCUGUACGUGGGUCUGCGUCAGAAGCGAGUGGUUGGUCGCGAGUACGACGACUUCAUUGAUGAGUUUAUGGAGGCCGUGGUGCAGCGUUAUGGCCAGAAUACUCUGAUCCAGUUCGAGGACUUUGGCAACCACAAUGCAUUUAGGUUCCUGGACAAGUACCGCAACACCUACUGCACCUUCAACGAUGAUAUCCAGGGAACCGCUUCCGUGGCCGUAGCUGGACUGUAUGCCUCCAAGCGCAUAACAGGCAAGUCCUUCAAGGACUACACCUUCCUGUUCGCAGGAGCCGGUGAGGCCGCCAUCGGCAUUGCCGAUCUCACCGUCAAGGCCAUGGUGCAAGAUGGUGUGCCCAUCGAGGAGGCCUACAACAGGAUCUACAUGGUCGAUAUCGACGGUCUGUUGACCAAGAGCCGCAAGGAGGGCAACCUGGAUGGCCACAAAAUCAACUACGCCAAGGACAUCAACCCGAUGUCAGAUCUCGCCGAGAUUGUCUCCACCAUCAAGCCCAGUGUGCUUAUUGGAGCCUCGGCUGCUGCCGGCAUUUUCACACCGGAGAUCCUGCGCACCAUGGCCGAUAACAACGAGAGGCCCGUGGUGUUCGCCUUGUCCAAUCCCACCAGCAAGGCAGAAUGCACUGCCGAAGAUGCUUACAAGCACACGGAUGCUCGCGUGAUCUUCUCGUCGGGCUCUCCCUUCCCGCCGGUCCAGAUCGGUGACAAGACCUUCUACCCGGGCCAGGGCAACAACGCCUACAUCUUCCCUGGUGUCGGCUUGGGCGUGAUCUGCACGGGCACUCACCACAUACCCGACGAAAUGUUCCUGAUCGCCGCCCAGGAGUUGGCCAACUUCGUCGAGCCCAGCGACAUUGAGCGCGGAUCGCUGUAUCCUCCGCUGUCGAGCAUCCGCAGCGUGUCCAUGAACAUUGCCGUUGGCGUGACCAAAUGUGCCUACGAUAGAGGCUUGGCAUCCACCUACCCUGAGCCACAGGACAAGCGCAAGUGGCUGGAGAACCAACUGUACAACUUUAACUACGAGAGCUCGAUGCCCGCUUCGUGGGUUUGGCCGCGGAUGCCCUACAUUAAGACUCGCGAAGAAAGCCCGCUCAUUGCCGCCAUCAAAUAAAAUAGCAUUAAUGCGUUCAACUGGUUGAUGGCACCGUUCUGUUUUGCAUCUAACACACUCUACUACUUCCAAGCGUACACCAUCAGCACCAAGCAACAAAACAACCAACUGACUACUAACUACCCUAGACUAGAUAAAUUUCCAGUGCUCUUUUUUAAUGUUUGUCGAUCGAUCCGUUGACAGCGACACUCGAACUCAGCCGCAACUAAAAACUAUUUAAAUGUUGUUAAUAUAAUUAGACCAUUUAACAAACUGCUGAGUCAACGGAUCGGUUCUUAAAUGUAUUUUCAAAUUGUUUAUAGUAUUAUGUAUGUAUGCGAUUGUUUUAUAUCUGUAAAAAUGAUCAUGUUAUUAAUUUUGUGAUACCAAAACGAACGAUACCAAACGACAACAAUGACGACUGUGACGGUGACUACGCCUCCGAAAAAGCAAUUACGCAGUAUUCUAUCCUAUCACUUUACUAUCUGUAUUUAAUCUGUGCUAUGUUUAUGGUUUGCUGUAACUUAAAUACCCGAUUGGCUUCGCAACUCCAUUCCUCGCCGCUUGUCAUAACUAUCCUGCAUUCUCAGUGUGCCCCAGCUUUCGAUAUGAUCUGCUCUGUCUACUACUACUAACUCUGACGGCGGCAUCAAGCGAGCUCUGAAGCUAUCAAAAUCUUAUAUAUCAAAAUCACGCUUAAUCACCCACCCUAAAUUCGACAAUUGAUUGAUUUAUCUAUUGCUAUAUGCUCCUUUCGUUCCCACACAGAGAGCGAGAGCGAGGAAGUAAUGUAAAUUAUCGUACCCCCUACAAACCGACCGCCUAGAACAAUUGGCUAGACAGCAGAGCUAACUGCUUCGAGAACUGGUGAGAACAACCCAAACAACCAAACAACCAAUCAACCAUCCAACCGAUUCCACAUGUAAAACAACUUAAUUCGCUGCCGUUAACCUCCAACUAUCUAAGUUAGAACAUUAUGCUUUCUAUCGAUUAGUUCCCUUAUAUCUGUAGAUAUAUUCGAGCGAUAAUUAUGUUUGUUUGAGCCAUGUCUGAUAUUUAUUAACGCAAUUAAGCAGCUUUGUUAUAAUUUAUUGUUAAAAGGUCAAGCUAAUGUAUCAAUAACUACAUACCCUACCCCUUA
Molecule: messenger RNA, 3234 nt
Organism: Drosophila erecta
Lineage: Eukaryota; Metazoa; Arthropoda; Insecta; Diptera; Drosophilidae
Gene: Men-b
Product: NADP-dependent malic enzyme
Exons: 7
Coding region: 261-2114 (617 amino acids)
Biological process (GO): malate metabolic process; pyruvate metabolic process
Cellular component (GO): mitochondrion
Molecular function (GO): malate dehydrogenase (decarboxylating) (NADP+) activity; malate dehydrogenase (decarboxylating) (NAD+) activity; NAD binding
Source: RefSeq, a predicted model, not a curated record